Messenger RNA from Boleophthalmus pectinirostris (great blue-spotted mudskipper), 6521 nucleotides. RefSeq names its product cortexin-1-like. The record is from RefSeq and is a predicted model, not a curated record. NCBI's taxonomy places the organism in Eukaryota, Metazoa, Chordata, Actinopteri, Gobiiformes, Gobiidae. Bases 5463 to 5843 code for a protein of 126 amino acids. The transcript is spliced from 4 exons.
CACAUUAAAAUCCAGCAAGUGUUGUAAACUACCAGGCAGUCACACACGAACAAUUGCAUAAUAUCACAGAAUUCUAUCAUAUUAAUGGGACAAAAUGUGAUCUUUUCCGAACAAUUUGAGGCAUAAUUUCCCUUACAUUUUUAAAGGCAUUGUAAGUGUAUAAAUGGUACAGAAUUUUUUUGUUGUAAAUAUUGUAAUGUUAAGUUCUAUAGAAAGACAUGACAGUAAUGUGUGAAAACGGAAUUGAACAUCCAAGCUCGAUUGAUUGAGCUUUGUGGUAACUAAUGUCCACAACAAGUCUAUGGGAAAACUGAAUAGGAAAUUGACUUUGAAUUGGGUGGUCACUAUUGAGCUCCAUUACUUACAUAUCUGCAGCAAUGCACAUGUUUUUAUUAAAUUCAUAAAAUUUUACAUUUGCUAACUUCCCUGCCCAUUAUCUCCUUCCUGCUCUCUCCUCAACCUCCUUUUUCUAAAUCGAAUACCCUGUCCUCCCCAGACACCAUCAGAGGCCCUGGUCUAAUUGCAACAAGCAGAUUCUUUAUGAGAACAGUGUUUCUGCUGAGAGGAGAAAAAAACAAUGGAAGCAAAUGCUGUUUCUAUUGAUUUGGCUGUGUCUCUGUCCUCCCCCAGCAAUCUGCCCUGUUUACUGUUCCUGUUCAAAAGGCCUGAUAUGUGGGAAGAUUUAGUGUUCGGGGUGCCUGGGUCUCCACAUCUGCAGGGGAAAAUGCAAGUGAUGACCAAAGGAGAGUGAGGCUGGAAAUGAAACCUCCAAACCAGGCAGACAUAGAUUCUCAGGAACGUCACAUGAAGCCAUUUUAAGAAAUCAAUAGGCCAGUGGAUUUUGUAGCCAGAGUGAAAAAGUAAUAUAGGUUGUCUUUGUGCAGCAAUGAAAAUUUUGGAUAUGUUAUUACCUCUUCCGUCUGCAGUCUUAUAGUAGCAGAAACUGUGAAAUUAGUCUGAUUUCAUCCUCUACAGUUAAUACCGGUAAUUGACAUUUUCUUUUACAUGCAAAAAGCUGUUUCUAAUCAUUAGGGAUGCAAUGAUCAAGCUUUUUCAGUUCCAAUAGCGAUGCCGAUACCGAUACUGUGGAUUUAAGUAUCUGCCGAUACCCAAUAUCAACCGAUGCCAGUGCAGAGACUGAAAACUUAAUAUAUUUCCUUAAAAUAAAAAGCUAUGGAUAUUUGAGAUGCUACAAGUUUUUGUUUACACCAUAUGUGGCAGCAAAUGUGUCAGAAGAUCUUCAGAGGAAAACUCUGACGGAAUGAACACAACCGACUGUUGGAUUGUGUGCAAUGAGCUGCUUGUUUUUCUCGUAUCCAUGGAGACUGUGCAAGAGGCUAGCUAAGAAGCUAACUAUGGACAUUAGAGAUCCUACAGGCUUUUUACACCAUAUGUGGCAACAAAAAAGAAAAUAAGAUAAAACUGGUCUGUUUUUCCUCACAAACUACGACAAGUCAAUAGUCUCAUCACUUCAGUUUAAACAGUAUGUCCAAGGGUCUCAGCUGAUCUGAUAUUUGGAAGCUGAUAUCUGAUCCAGCACAUUUUUCAGUGUUGGUCCAUCAGUGUGUCCUUAGUUUGUCUCUGUUGUUUAAGAUACAUUUACAACAUAAAAAAUUACUUUCCUAAAAAAAUGUUUUCAUACUUAGGCAUAGACCCCAGACAUUUUCCUGGUUAAAUUGCUUUUGUAGCCCUUUUUAAACCCAAACCAUCUUAUUGAAGUCUGUAUCGUUUCAUAAAUAUUUCAAGUAUUUAGUACCACUCUAAAUCUUUGCAUUAAAUCAACAGGUGCCACAUGUCGACACCAAUAUUACACAUGGUCCCAUUAUCCUGUGACUCAUGUGGCCGUUUUAUUUGUCUCCCUCGUGAGUCCUUUGGGUGCACUGGGUAUCACGCCUGUACCAGUGACAGAUAAUCUAUGAAAGUAAAUCAGAACAGAGCAGGGCAGUUUGCAGUUGCUGAAUGGCCCACCACUCUCCCCUGCUGUUCCCCUCAGCCUAUUAGCGAGUCUAAUGUGGCCAUUUAGUCCUGUCUAGCUGACUCUUAAAAUGUAGUUACAUUGUAGCAAAGUUAGUCUGAUAAUCGGAUUUCUACUGGCAUUUUUGUUAGGUUGUUUAGGUUACGUUCUCAUGACAUUUACUAUAUAAAUAAUUCACUGGAAGGUAGGAUUCUAUGGUAAUCGCAUUUUGCUUUAAAGGUCCUAUAUUACGCAAAAUUGAUUCUUUUGAGCUUUAAGCCAAGUUAUAAUGUUGUGACCUCAUCAAAAACAUACCUGAAGUUAUGUUUUAUUUCAUUCACACGUUUGAAUAACCCUUUAUUAUUAAUCUGUCUACAUCUCUGAAGUUCAAAAUGCUCUGUUCCACCUUGUGAUGUCAUGUGUAGUCAUGUGUUUUUUCCUCUAGUUCAGUAAAGAUUGGCAGUUCCAGGGCUGAAAUUAUCCAAAUGAUUCUAGUGGUUUAUGUACUUUUAAAGCACCACGGAGCACUGUGUAUUACCAUAUGACAUGACAAAGUGGAGUGUUUUCAGUUUUGAGAAAAGACCUCACCCUAAAAAUGUAGGGUUUGUAUGAUAAAUAUGAGUGAAUGGAGCGAAAUAAAACACAACUCUAAGUAUGUUUUUGAUGAGGAAACAUUAUAGACCAGAAUAUAGCAUAAUAUGUGCCUACUAAGUGUCAGGAUGCAGAUUUUUUAUGUAUUGGCAUUUAAUAUUUGCACUACCAUUGGACUUAUCCACAUGAAACUAAAACAAAGUUCAAUAUGCAUUCUCUGUCAGCAAAAACAGCUUCCAAAGGUGAUGGCACUAUUCAAACACAAGCACCCAUGACCCCAUGACCCUUUCCAUUAAUAAGAUGACAAUACUGAAGUAUAGGUGAAACUUCAAGUCACAAGUACAAGAUUAUGAACCACUCAACCAUUUUUAAGGUGAUACUCUUACUGACUGCAUCCUAAAUCCAUUGUAUAGCCAACCACCCUGAACAUGUCCCUUCAGAGGAGCCUGACAUUGGCACGCAAUGAGGAGAGCUAAUCAAAAGCUUGUGGUUGUGCAAAGGGGAGGCAGAGGUCAAAGCGGGACAUUGAUUUGAGCUGUAAUCCCGAUGAGCACAGGUUUAUGGCUGAUGUCUGUGUAUCUUUUUCCCACUCAUCGCUUGCCAGUGUGUGAACGCCAUGGAUGGUUUGCUUUAGUCUUUCCGUCAGCAUGACAGGUAGAUGAGGUUGUGAAUAAAGAGUUCCGUCUUCUCAUCAAUAGUUAUCAAGGUCAGGGUCAGGGAGAGAGACAGGAGGUGAUUUAUUUGGGGAAGCAGAGGGUGGAGCGUGAAGCUGCUGGAGAAGUGCAGAACGGUGACUGCGUGCAAUAAGGACACAUCUCCAAACUGAAGGAGAGGACCAAAAAGUGUGGAUGGAAUAAGUUGGUCCUGAAGGUACAAUAUUUAUAGUUUAUUUUGGCUUUAAAUGUGCACUGUGUAACUUUUCUGGUAGGGAGCUUUUCUUAAUGGAGAUAUUAUUACAUGUAAUGUUCCAUAGUAUGAAAUUAAAAAUUUAUAAUCUUUUUUUUUAUUUUUACACUGUCUUUACUGCUCAAAAAUACCUUGAAAAUCAUGGAUUCAUAAUGUGAGCAGGGUUGCUUCUCCACAGUUCUGGUAGUGACAGUUCUGGUAUUGACCAGUGAUAAAUCUUAACAUUAUCUGCAUGUUUUCUUGGAAAUAAUUAAGUUAAAUGCCAUACUAUGGAACAUUGCAACCAAAGCAAGAACAUCUAUACUGGCAAAAGCAGAUGGUGGACCCUCUACCAGCGAAGUUACGUAGUGCACCUUUAAUUCAAGUUCUGUAAUGUUGGUGUAAUUUGGGUGCUAUGCUACCUAUAACUUUGUAUCUUGCUGUAUUCUGUGCUGUCCCUUUCCACCUCACAUCCAAAACUGGCACAGAUAAUCCCCCACUCAAGUCUCAGGAGGCACCAGGCUAAUCAUGCCUUCAAAAAUAAUUGGAGUCAUUUAAAAAGCAGAGCAUGAAUGAUAUUGGUUAAUGCAAGCUUAUUUCCCCCAAAGAACAAUCCAAAGACAUAUUACAUGUACCAACAUUUUUGUCUUUAUCUGGUAUAGGCACAUUUUAUCACUCGAUUAGGGUGAUGACUUGUAUUGCUUGUUGUUUGUAUUGCUGUUGUUUGAGUGCAGCUGUGUUUGUGUUCUUGGACAAGACACAUCACCCAAACCCUGAAUAUUUAGAAUGAGUUAUUUUCUCAAAAACACUGUUCAACUUUGUGAUGUUUUAUGGUAAUACGGUAAUAAAGUGCUAUAUUGUGUUUUUAAACUCCAUAUGCUUUCACUAGAUCACUAAUCAUUUGGAUGAUUCCAGCCAUGAAAAUGCCAGUAUCUACUGAGCCAAAGGUAAAAGACCUACACUCAGCAGCAGCAGCAGCCGUAUCAGUGGAGGAGGGACGAGAGAGAGGGACCCUCGGAGCAAAGUUUGAGGCGGCCGACAUACACUGGACCCAAGAACAGCUAUUGAGGAGGGAGCCCGGAGCAAAGUCGAUAUGCAGAAAUCAGGACAUGUUCAGGGCUGAUUUAACUGGAGCUGUUGCGUAUUACAUCUUCUGGAUUGGAAGCUGCAGCUACACUCCCAUGUCUACAACAAAAACUACUUCUGACUAACAACAAUGAACACUGAAAUGCCCUCUUCUAAAUAUCCCACUCAUUUCAUUCCUCUUGUUACCCUUGUCAACUGAGCUCGUUUUAAAAUCCCAAACAGAGAGUGGAAAAGAGGGCCUAUAAGCACUCUGACCUACUUAAUACAGCUGAACUUGCCAGACAAAAAGGGUAAAAGUUUGUGUGUAUAGCAGGAGACCACAGCAAAGUGAUGCCCUGCUUUGUAGUCAACACCACUGAUCUGGUGACCCUGUGAUCCAAUUACACACAGACCCAUGCGUGUACAUGCAGUGCGGACACACCUGUUGCUGCUGCCGUGGUUCUUUCACACAUUUACGUACCGUACAAAUCAGGAAAUACAGUGUCCCUGUACCGUCUCUACUGAUUGAAACCCAUCUAUGAUCCAUUAGCUCCCUGCAGAGAGAGCAGCCUUGGCCACAAUCACACACGUGUUUGUCUCAGCAGGAACAGGAGCUUUUGUCUGCUCCUAUCUGUCCAUGUCCAUAGUGAAGAUGAUCCCUGGUGUGGCAGUGUGACCUGUAUACCCCAAAUAACAAGCCCCCCCCAUCAGCUUCAUCAGGCAGCUUAGAAACAGUCUAUGUUUAACAACAGAUUGGGGUGAGACAGUUGACAAGUUGUCAGGGUAGAUUAAGGGCAGACCUGUCCACUCUUGUCUUCACAGACCUACAUCUAUCAAACUGAACAUCAGCCCAAUUGAAUAAAUUACGGUAAUUAAGUUGUAUAUAGCAUAAUAUCGUAUAGAUUUUUUUUUCCAUUUUAAGAUUAACUUUUCAAAUUUAGUUUGAUAAAACAAUAAAUAGUAUCUCAUGAACACAUUUUCCCUGCUCCCCACGCUCCCACCAAACACUCCCACACUCCAGUCAGUGUGCAGACCGUGCCUGAGGGCCCCGUGGAGGAUGAACCAUGCCCCCACGCUGGACUAUGAGUUGCUGCUGUCCCCAGCCAGCUCAUCCCUGGGAGGCAGCUCUGGAGGGGGCAGCAGCAGCCCGCCGGUGGCCCUGGUCGGGGUGGACAACGAGCAGCGUACGGCCUUGGCCUUCGUAGGCCUUCUCAUGCUGUUCCUCAUCUUCCUGUUGGUCAGGUGCUUCAGGAUCCUGCUGGACCCUUAUAGCCGCAUGCCUGCAUCAUCCUGGACUGACCACAAGGAGGGGCUGGAGAGGGGACAGUUUGAUUAUGCACUAGUGUAACAUAGACACUUUUAUCUAUACUGUGUUAUGACUAUGAGGGUUUCCUAGAUAAUAUCUUAGGUCUUACUGCAGGGGAAAUUACUUUUUAUAAAGACAGGAAUCAAGAGAGCCACAAUGUUCUGUAAUUGACAGAGCUUUUGAUGAAGCUGCCUUAACUUGUAACAUUACAAAGAUGUAAUAACCUAAAUGCCACAUCAGGGCAACAUUCAAAAUGAGUUUAUGAACUACAGUAUGUCAUUGUGGCCCUGCAGGUCUGUUACUGCGGUCAUCUUAUUGACUUGUUUGCCCCUUUAAACCAUUAGGACACACACUUGUGCUAAUUGCUUAUUAGAAGCCUCAGAUGUUUGAAUAUUAUAAUUAUUUAACUGAACUGUUCAGAUGCUUCCAACAGUUUGAGCUCGUAGUUUAUUUUCAUCAAAUGUUGUCUGUGUGUCUCUGUGUCUAAACUGAGAAGCCAUAUUGAAUUUACUGUAAUCUCUUGUAGAGUCUAUGUCACAUGGUUGUAAACUUUGCUUUAUUCAGCCUAUCAAGUGUGCUGCUAACGAAGCAAACUGCAACCUUUCUGUAAAACAAAGCUUUAUUUUUCUACCCUGAACUCCAGUUUGGAGCCUCUGUUUUGCUAUGUCUCUGUCCUUCCUCUUUAAUAGUGUGUAGGUUUUGGAGCUUGUAAUGCAGCCA